Molecule: messenger RNA, 2493 nt
Organism: Daucus carota subsp. sativus
Lineage: Eukaryota; Viridiplantae; Streptophyta; Magnoliopsida; Apiales; Apiaceae
Exons: 3
Coding region: 225-1589 (454 amino acids)
Molecular function (GO): protein binding
Source: RefSeq, a predicted model, not a curated record
GAAGUCACAGAAUUUGAUCGAUCGCUCGAUUCGUAUGCAUCCGGCCUCCGGGGUCUCUACUCUAUAGAAUUAGGUUUGCCAGAAGACUAUCAAAAGCUUGAGCGUCUCGCAUCCGUUUCUCUCCUGGAGUAUACGCUGCAGGGUUUUUCGAUCCGAAACCUAAAUCACCUGCUAAUUAUUUUUUAAUCAGAACAUUCGUCGAUUGUUGACCGUUUAUUUUAGUCAUGGCUAAAAAGAAACAAAGUGAAUCUAUUGCAAUCAAAAGUACUAUGGUUCUAAGGCCACGGAAAUUAAUUGCUGAUAGGGAGGAAAAAGUACGAGGGAAAGGAAACAAGACUGUAGGAAGCGGAAUGACGAAGAAGACUAUUCGAAGUCCUAAGCCAGAGAAAAACAUUAAUGCAACCGGAAGUACUAUGGUUCUCAGGCCACGAAAACAAACUGAGGAAAAAAUAGAAGUAAAGGGAAAGAAGACUGUAGGAAGCGGAAUGACACGGAUUGUUGAUUCUGGGAUAGGUAAAAUUGGUAGAAAGAGAAAAGUUAUGGCAUAUGAGAGUAAUUCAAAAACUGCUGAAAAUGUUGUGAAAAGAGUUAAAGCCAUGAACAAGAACAUUAAAGAGACAUCACCCACUGUUCGAAGGCCUAAGCCAGAGAAAACCAUUCAUACAACUGGAAGAACUAUGGUUUUAAGGCCGCGAACUCCGAAAGCCAAAGUAGAGAUGCCUGUCAAGAAGAAUGAAAAGACCAAAGGGAAGAUGUCCGUGGAAGUUAAUAAAAAGGUUGGUGGAAAGAAGAAGACUGUGGCAACUGGGAAGAUAAAGAUUGGCAAUGCUGUAAAAAUUGGAACUUAUGCAAAGAGAAAACUUGCAGCAGAUAAGGGGGACAUAAAAGUUGGUAGAAGUAUAACCCACAAAAACAAUCAGCUUGUGAAGAGAAAGAAGACUGAUAAUGUGGUCACUAAAUCAAUAUUCCCAGCUGAAAUUAUCAUGGAGAUAUUGAGCUGGUUGCCAGUAAAGUUCUUCGGCACACCUAUGAUUGUAUGCAAGCAAUGGUAUGCUUUAAUUCAAGAUCGGCACUUCAUAGAAAAGCAGAUGAGCAGAAAUUUUAGCUAUACUGAAUCCCGGGUAAGACAAGGGUAUAAGAAAGUCUGUUCUUGUCAAGGCCUGAGACUUGAGAGGAAUACAUCCACAAAGAGGUAUUGCAUCCGUAACCCUAACACCAAACAAUUUCUUGAAUUACCGGAUCCACCCACUGGUAAAUUUGAUAUAAUCUUCCGCUACGUUCCUCCUACAUGUAACUAUAAAAUUGUCUUGAUAUAUGAUAAAAACAACAUUCGAUGUUGUGAUUUGUCUGUUGGAAAUGAUGAGUUGUCGUGGAGACUUCUCAAAAUGCCUACUAGAGAUUAUCUUAAAAGGAAUAUAAAAAUAUUUUCUACAAAUUUAUUCCGUGAGGUUGUUCACUGUGUUCGUGUAUUUGCAAGCGGUGAUGACAUGUUUGAAGAAGUAGUGUCUCUUGAUUUAGGAACUGAGCAGCACAAAGUUGCCAGAAGGUCAAUACAAAAACUGGGAAAAUGUUUGGAUUAUAAAUUAUAAAGGGAAAUUAGCUUUAGUUGAUAUAAUAGGAGAUCAACUCUAUGUAUUGGUGCUAGAAAAUUACAAAAAACAGAAAUGGGGCAAAAAAGAACCUUUAGUUUCGCUGGAAUUGAUGAAGAAACUAGAAGUUGAGCACGGCACAAUGGUUCCUUACAGUGUUGAUACAUUUGAGACACUGUGGUUCUGGGUGAAAGAUGCCAGGAAGUAUAUUUCUUAUAAUACUAAAACUAAGUAUAUUUGUUCAAAGCAGUAUAUUUAUGCCCAGAGCCUUGUACGUCUGAGAGGGAUGCAACCCGAAUAGAAGAUGUCCUCACAACUAGUGGCUCGGCCAUCCAUGGUGCCACCUCAAAGGUGCUUGUAAUGGCAUGUACUCGAUAGGUCACGGUUCUGCUCGUAUGCCUGGCAAAAAUGAACACAGGUGAGUCUUGCCUGUGAAUUUAUAUUAUUUGAUAUUAAUUGUCAUGCAAUGUAGGUAGUUUGGUCAUGGCCAUCAAUGAUUUGGUAAAAGAAUAGUCUCCCCCGGCACCGUCUUCUUAAAAUUUGCAGUAUUAUUUAAAGAGUAUAUGCUAGAUGGUAUGUCUUGUUACUGUGUCCUGGAUGUUACUAGUACUAAUGUCUAUUUUUUCAUCUUGCAGAACACAUAUAUUUAGUAAUUCAUGGGGCACUAGAAGGUUUUCAUAUUAUUCAGAUCCUCAAAAGAAUAUUUGUUAUGGAAUCAAGUGACAGCAAUUAAGGAAAAAGUGAGGAACUUUGAAACCAAUGCUUGUAGGUCCAAGAUAUGCAAACAAGCACAGAAGUUUGUGGAAUUGUUAUAUGAUGUGUUAUUGUUUGGAUUAGAAAUUUAUUAAAUGAGUCUAUUCAUAACUUUAUCUUAGGAUUUCAUAUCAUUUUUAUUUUUCGUUGA